This is a messenger RNA of Sphaerodactylus townsendi, 1522 nucleotides long. Its product is annotated as E3 ubiquitin-protein ligase TRIM7-like. NCBI's taxonomy places the organism in Eukaryota, Metazoa, Chordata, Lepidosauria, Squamata, Sphaerodactylidae. The record is from RefSeq and is a predicted model, not a curated record. The coding region runs from base 1 to 1320 and encodes 439 amino acids. Gene Ontology annotation, molecular function: zinc ion binding; protein binding. The transcript is spliced from 8 exons.
AUGGCCUCUCUCUCCCUCUUUGCCCUCGGAAGUCUCUUUCUUCAAUCCCCCCCUCCCACGCUUCCCCUCUGGGACAAGCCCCCCAGCACCAGACUGAAGUCCACAACUCAUAGGACGACACUCUGUUACACCCAGGCAGUCGUGGCCGGUAGAAAAUGGAGAGGUUGCCCGAAGCACCAGGAGCCGCUGAGGCUCUUCUGCAAGGAAGACGAAGCCCUAGUCUGUCUGGUCUGUAUCCGAUCCGGGGAGCACAGAGAUCACAAGAUCCGUUUUCUUGAGGAGGCCUCUCCAGAGUACAAGGAGAAGUUCUGCAGCUUUCUGGAUAUGCUGAAGAAGGAGAGAGAAAGAAUUGUGGUGUGCAAACAAGGCAUAGAGAAGGAAAGCCAAGACCUUCUAAAGCAAGUGACGGGACAGAAGGAAGAGACGGUCACCAAGUUCAGAGAACUGCGCUCAUUUCUGGAAGAACAAGAGAAACGUUUUCUGGCUCACAUGGAAGAGGUGGAGGAGGAGGUGGCAAGAAAAAGGGACCAGUACCUGGCCGAAUUCUCUGAGGUCCUCUCCUUUAUGGAUAGCCUCAAACAGGAGGUUGAGGAGAUGUGUCAACAGCCGGCCAGUGAACUCCUGCAGGAUGCCAGAAGCUUCUUGGAGGGGUAUAAAGAAAAAAAGAAAUUCAAGUUUCGAGUGCCUUUUCCGUUUGCACUGAAGUGGCAGAUCUGGGACUUCUCAAACCUAAACCCCCUUUUGGAGGGUAUCAUGAAGCAAUUCAAAGACACGAUGGAUUCUGGACUUCACCCGCAGAAAGCAAAUGUGACUCUGGAUCCAGACACGGCCCAUCCGGAACUCAUCCUAUCCGAGGAUCGUAAAAGUGUGAGGAAUGGAGAAAAACCUCAAACUCUUCCAGACAAUCCUGAGAGAUUUGACACUGAUAGUAUUGUUCUUGGUCGUGAGGGAUUCACCGGAGGCCGCCAUUUCUGGGAAGUCCUUGUGGGAAGUGAGGAGGAAUGGGCUGUGGGGGUGGCCAGAAAGUCUGUGACGAGGAAGGGAGUGGUUACCUUCAGUCCUGAGGAAGGGAUCUGGGAGGUGGGGAAGUGGGAAGGGUUCUAUAGGGCUUCCAUAGAAGAUGAUGACCCUCCCCUAACCCUGCGUGGGGAGCCCAAGAGGAUCCGAGUCUGUCUGAACUACGAUGAGGGUCGGGUGACCUUUUUCGACGCUGAUCGAAGAGCCCUCAUCUAUGAGUACUCUGGAGCCUCCUUCUCUGGAGAGACCCUCCUGCCCUACUUUUUGGUGUCCAAAAAAGUCCAGCUCAAACUCUCUUCUUAAGACCUUCUCUUCAGACCAGGAGCAUCAAGAAGAAAAUAUUGUUUCUCAGGAGUUCCCUCCCUUUAGUCCUGUCAAGGUCUCUCCAGGCUCCGAGCCACCAAAUCGGACUGGAAUAAAAUGGAGACAUUUUUUCCCCCAUUCCCCAACAUUCCCCUUUUUCUUUGUAUCUUACUUGAAAAUAACAGUAACAUAUUUCACUUUA